Somion occarium is the source of this 959-nucleotide messenger RNA. The record is from the annotation of a GenBank genome assembly. Lineage: Eukaryota; Fungi; Basidiomycota; Agaricomycetes; Polyporales; Cerrenaceae.
UUGCCUCCCGACUGCCCGAUCCAUAGGAGGAUCGCACUGACUUGCUGCUUGUAGCUGCCUUUCGAUUGUAGCUCAAGUUUGCAGUGAUUUAGUCAAGUAUCCGCCACCUUUGAGGGAAAUUUGAAAUGUUCGUCUUGAAGUUAUGCAGGUGUAUCAUACUAUACUCGCUCCUUAGCCAGUAUGUAAUGGCUAAGGAAACAGUUGAAGAUGCAGCCAAACUGACUAGAAAGCUGGUUGACCAUGCGACCGAGGCGGUUGGCAUCAUGGCUACUGUCUAUCCGGCUGACCACCCGACUUUGGCAGGUCAACCAUUUUCGUUGCAGGAGUACUAUGCAAGCUGUCACUCAAAUGGCUCUCUCACCCUAUUAUUCCUGCCCAUCUCCCGCCAUAGUCAGAACAUUAUUCAUUCCCCGACUCAUUCGGCAUCCAUAUCAAUCGGGAGUGAACAUCCUACUGCGAGUCGUCCCCGAGUUUCACUGAUCGGAAAUGUGACCGUGUUUAACAAGCUGGAUGAAACACCCAACAGAGGUGAAAUCGAAUCCUGUUAUAUUGCCAAACAUCCCGAUGCCAAAUGGUGGUUGCCUGGCCCAAGAGAGCCCCAUGUAGCGUAUUGGGCGCGAUUCGAUCCCCAUACGAUCUAUUUUGUUGGGGGUUUUGGAGAUAGACAUUAUAUUGGUUAUGUCCCUCUGGAACUAUAUCAGAGUGCGACUCCAGCGCAAGACACGGUUAUAGAUGUACAUGUGAUACGUACUAGUCGAGAUGGACUCGAAAAGGUCGUGACAGGAGCCCAUCUGCACUUGUGAAAGCUUGACCGAAUUUAUUCGCUUGUUGGUAUGCGGCCGUUUCAACGAAACUCAAGAGAGAUACCUUCAAAUCUUCGACUUGCUGUGUCAACUCCUGACUGCGUGAACGUGUUGCGAACGACUGCUGUACCGCCUGAAUCAACUGCCCACUCUCUA